AGGACGUAUAAUGGUAUCGGCCGUGGACCAUCGGCGCAAACAUGGCGGCUUCGAAAUGGAUGGAAGGCAUUUCAAAAAAAUGAAAUGAUCUCACUUCGGUGUUAUUGUUCUCGGUUUCAGCGACAGAAAGACAUAGUCCUGAGGCAUGUCUGCUUUGAAGGAGAAUACCAAGAAAGAGGAAAAUGACCAGCCCAUGUCGGAAAUCUCUGGUCCUCUAAAAAGCAAGCAAGCGUUAUCUGUAUUAGAAGCAUCAAUGCAGUGCCCACAAGAGAACAUGACACCAAACAGUGACCAAGCAGACCUUCUAAAUCGUGUUGGUUUUAUUGACUCCAUUUGUGCUGAUGGACCUGCCAAAGCUGCCUAUGUCAAUGGAUCAGCUUCACCCAGCAUUUCACAAGAAAAGAUAUUGGACAUCUCCAAGAAUGUACCAGGAUUGCUGCCUAGGUCAAUACGCACACACAAUUCUACCAACACCACAACCGUCCAGUUAGAAGACCGCAAUCUGCUUCGAAACGAUGGAGAAAUGUCCAUAAGGCAGAUGGUAACGGCUAAAGAUGUGGAAAACCGAGGCAUAUGGGGCUUUGAUGCGGAUUCUCCAGAGAAUUCGUUAGACAGUUAUGAUGACGGUGAUGAACUUGAGUGGAAUCCCCAGAAAGAGUUUAUGAAGUUUCUGCUGAAGGACCAGGAUUGUUCUGAAACUGAGCCUAAAAUACCUGCUACUUCUUCUAGAAGAAAGUGUAAAUUGGACAAAGUGGUGAAGGUAAAUCCUCCAGAAAUCUCAAAAAACGAUCACAUUGGAGAGGGCAGUAAAAAAGAAGCAGACCCUGAACCCAAACGAUCCAAAAUGCAUUCACCAACAUCAAACAAGUCCCAGUACUCCAACGGAACAGCAGUGGCCUUCAAACAACUUUUACAGAAACCAGCAAAAAUUGGGAAGUAUAGUCAAAAGCCUGGAUAUGUUCGAGAAAAUCUGUCUAGAGAUUCUGGCUUGGAGGAAGAGCCUGCAUUAUUUAGCAGCAAUAGCAGUUCUCAUUUACAAACACCCACAAAAAACUGUUCGAAUCAAAAGCCAUUCAUAUGCAAAGAGUGUGGAAAAGACUUUUAUAAUCACACUUCACUUUUGAAACACAUAACUGUUCAUCAGACCAACAGACAUCAAUUUGUUGAGGGAAUUACAGGAACAGGUGAAAUAACAAACGAGGGCAAAGACGCAAGGUUACAGUGUCCACAAUGCACUUUUGGAACCAACUGCCCCAAUACCUUUGUCCAACACGCAAAAACGCACGAGAAAGACAAGCGGUAUUUUCCUUGUCAAAAGUGUAACUUCUUGGCAGCAAGUAAAAAUGAGCUAAUUGCUCAUAUGCUAAGCAAGCAUCCCGUCACUGAAGCUCAACGUAUGAUACUCGGAAGAAAAGACGUACUACGGGGACAGAAAGUUGGUAAGUCGGAUAGGAAGCCAAACUUGGUAAAGAAUCAUAAACUUUUGGAUAAAGAUUUGCUAUUAUUACACGUCUCAGAAAACAGCAACUGUUCAUCUUCACCUGAGAGCGAAGACCAACAAUCCGUAGCCGCCGAAGACUUGAACGGUCUUUUACAAACGGAUAAACCAAAAUCGAAAGACACUGCCGAUGAUAAACUAGACAAAAGCGAAUCGAAACUUGACAAAUCCAUUCACACGCUAAUAUCCCGGAAGAGGACUUGUGACUCGGAAAGCAGUUCUACUCCAAACUUUGAUGAAAUUGGUUUUAGGGCUGGGAGUCCAGACCUCGAUAAAUGCUGCAAUGAUGAUUCCCUCAAUCCAGAAGAGGGCUCACCAUCCCCUGCCAAGGGCAAGGGGGACCUAUUUGCACUAAAGGACGACGACUUGGUUUGCACUCUUAAAUCUGAUGGCAUUGGUCAAGGAUUCAGCUAUAAUAAUGACUGUUCUAAAGGAGAAAACUCGAGCACUAACCACAAGCACGUCCCCUCCGAGAAGCAAACCUUAAAGAAGUCCCCGUCCAAAAGAAAAAUGUCCACUCCAUUCCACAACCUACAAGGCCAAGAUAUUCUGAUUGAUUUCCCUAAAUGCAGGCAAAUCUUCCAGAAAAACUCUAAUCUCUACCUUAUUAAAAAAUUUGAUUCUAAAGAUGAUGCACAUAUCAGCAACAACACCUUUAAAAGCUUGCAGACCUCAUGUGACCUUUCCAAGCAAGAGCCAGGUUUGCCACAGACAAUUUCUAUUAAAGAAGAAUGCAUGGAAACAGAAGUGUGUGGUGAUCCUAGCGAAUCAGAUUCUCUGAUGAAAAACGGGGACUUCAACGUCAACCUAAAGUCUUGCCCGUACUGCCCAGCUGUAUUUCAGUCAGGGAUCGGUCUGUCCAACCAUAUACGAGGGCAUCUGCACAGAGUGGGCGUAAGCUAUAAAGCACGUCAUGUUGUAUCUGUAGCCCAAGUGGCUUCUCAAGAUAAAGUGCCUCCUGUUCGGCGAAGGAUGGUAGCGAUACCUCAAAUUAAGACAGAGGUUGACUUUCCAUUAACCGAGCAGGCUCCAGAGCCGAAAUCGGAGCUCACAUGCCCACUAUGUAGGGAGUGGUUCGAAACCAAGACCGGAUUAUCCAAUCAUGUUCGGGGCCAUCUGAAGAGGCUGGGGAAGCCAUGCUCUACAUCCACGACCAAAUCACCCGUGCUCAUCCUGAAGGAGCUGAUGCGUGACAAGAAGCAGUUCCAGAUCAAAAUGCAGGCCCUUGAAAAGAAGUGCCGCUCGAGGAACUCUUUAUAUCCCUUCAAAUUUAAUAAUGGUCUUAUCAUUUCGACAACGAAAGUGCAGCGUUUCGCUCAAGGCGUCAAGCGACACGGACACGUUUCCUCUAAAUCUGCAGAGGAGAAGAAAAGGACAGAGAAUCAUAAAGAUGCAACGAAAGGAUCACCGUCCAGCGAUCUGAUAGGAAUUCUAAAAAAGAGGAGAGCUCACGAGGAAGCCAAAUUGAAAACCUUGCCCCAAACCGCUAGAAAAGCUCUUCUUGUUAACUCCGUUAAAGAGCGUGAUCCAUCCACACAGCUACCAAACUCCGUAUCAGAGAAAAGCGAUCUAAACCGAAAAGUUUGUGUUCACUGUAAUGCCACGUUCCACAGUGGAGUUAGUCUCUCCAAUCACUUGCGAGCUUACGCACGCCGAAAAAGAAACGCACUUUUGGAAGGAACAACUUAUGACUGUAAGAGGAAGCAGAGGUCACGGUCUGGGUCUAAGAAGAAAACUCAUCCGUUGCUACACACUCCAGAGGAAAUUUAUAGACUCACCUGCAGGUUUUGUGAUCUGGUCUUCCAGGGCCCGCUCUCGGUGCAGGAGGACUGGGUGAAGCAUCUACAGAGACACAUCAUGAACACGGCGGUUCCGCACACGGGCGCGGCCAUGGUGGAGGUCACCUGCUUUCCGAGAGACACAAACGCACACACGCACCCACAGACGUCCUCAUGAAGCCGGACGACCCGAGCGGCGUUCGCAAGCGACUUUUUUUUUUAAUUUUUACCUCCGCUGGAGUUUCUACGUGUCGAGGAACGAGUGGAUGAUUUUUUUCCAGUCAUCAGCUCGCGGUGAUGUUCAGCUCUUUAACACGACCCUUUUUUAUAUAGCGUUACAUCGUCCUGGUAUUUUAUAGGACUCAUUUAUUGAUAAUAUUCUGAUUUCAGUGGCGACCAAGACACCAAAACACAACUGUUACCUCAGACGCUUGACAUACGGUGGGUUUUAUUUAAGGAAUAAAGAAAAGGGAAAAAAAAAAGCGCUACGAAACCUGUAUGAAUUUUUACGCGGUUACAUUUUUUUAAAAAAAUAAAUAAAAAAAAUUCAGACUUCUGACCCGGUUUAAACCUUUUAGCCCUUACACUCGUCGAACACGUAUGGUGCAGGUGUAUAAAAAUAAAUAGUAGAUAUAUUUCCAUAUUACAGUUUUGUUUUUUUGUUGUUGUUUUUUUUUAGAAUUCUUAAGAUUUAUGAAUAAUGUGAAAUAUAAAAAAAAAAAACUUGUCACUAUAUUUUUUAGUGAGUUAUAACUAGACAUGUGCUGAUGAUAAAGAGCUGCCGGAUAUAUUAUCACUAUUCAUAAAAUUAUCAUAACAGAUUUUUUGUCCCCUGAAUAAUGAGCUAGACAAACAUUUACAGAAUUUUCCACAAAUUUAGUUUUUAUAGCUGUAGACUGAUUUACGUUAAAUAUUGUGAUGUAACGAUUAUCGGCACAUUCCUAGUUAUGACCCUACAGGGGUUUUUAUUUUUUGUUCUGUUCUUUUUUUUUUUGUCUCCGACUCGGCUCGCGCUCGUCUCAUCCCCUCGUUUGGAUCAUCGUCCAUGACUCUGUAACGUAAAACCUUCUGCCAUUUGUGCUGGAAAAAAAGGAGCCGUCAACUGUUACUCGUGUUCGGUUAAUUUUUACUGUUAUUUUUUUAUUAUGAACAAUUUUAAAUAAUUUAUGUUGAAAUGUAAAUGUUGAAAGAUUUUCCUUUUUUUUGUUUUGUCGUGAGGAAUAAAAAGAAUUUUUCAAUGU
Molecule: messenger RNA, 4517 nt
Organism: Hemibagrus wyckioides
Lineage: Eukaryota; Metazoa; Chordata; Actinopteri; Siluriformes; Bagridae
Gene: znf644a
Product: zinc finger protein 644a
Exons: 6
Coding region: 146-3454 (1102 amino acids)
Biological process (GO): regulation of transcription by RNA polymerase II
Cellular component (GO): nucleus
Molecular function (GO): DNA-binding transcription factor activity, RNA polymerase II-specific; RNA polymerase II cis-regulatory region sequence-specific DNA binding
Source: RefSeq, a predicted model, not a curated record